AUGGCGAUCACAAAAAUAUGCUGUAUAGGCGCUGGAUAUAUUGGUGGGCCCACGUCAUGCAGUAUAAUAGCAAUGCAGUGUCCACACAUAAAAGUCACGGUUGUAGACAAAAGUGUUCAUCGUAUUUCCCAGUGGAACUCAGAAAAAUUACCCAUCUACGAAGCAGGACUCGACAACAUUGUAAAAAAACGAAUAAAUGUAAACUUGUUCUUUUCUACAAACAUCGAAGAAGCUAUCCAAGAAGCAGAUUUAAUUUUCAUUUCUGUUGAUACCCCUACAAAGACAUCUGGAGAAGUCAAAGUAAGUAUCGUCUACCUUUACCUGCUAAAACAAUAUGAUUAG
Molecule: messenger RNA, 342 nt
Organism: Macrosiphum euphorbiae (potato aphid)
Lineage: Eukaryota; Metazoa; Arthropoda; Insecta; Hemiptera; Aphididae
Source: the annotation of a GenBank genome assembly